UGGUGAAAAAAAGUUGAGAUGGAUAAAAGGAAAAGUUCCGUGAGUUGUGUUGAUCUAUGACGUAGACAUCCCACUUGCCAAGACGCUUCGACUAUCGAGCCUCCGCAUCUACUUCAAAAGGUUGACUCGAGACGGCAUCAUGAGUGGUGGAACGGGCAAUUCUCCUGUAAGCCUGUCCACAAUGUGGAUGCAAGGCCCCGGCUGCGGCGCCGAUCGGCAGAGACUGAUGCAGAACACGCCUGCAGUUGAUGGUGAUGCACCCCACAAGAUAGGGACUCACAUAGACUUAGGCUUUCCACGCUUACACGCUUAGGGCGCCGUAUUGAACGGCGGCACCCUGCUGGCUAAACCUGCCCUGUGGCACCGCUAAAUACGUUUCCACGAGUCAGCGACUGCCGAAAGCGCCCAAAAACGACGAUCCCAAGGGAAUAAUCGAUGCGCGCAAAGAAGGACUAAUCCCGAGGACGAAAUUGGACCCGGCAGGCAAGCAAACCUCGUCCUGAGAAGGUAUUAACAAUAAUAUAUCCGAGAGCAUUCAUCCGGCAUAGCCUCUCAACGCUCAAUUUGGCGGGCGCAUCCGCCUUGCGGCACGCCUACCUGCUCUAGUCUACUGAGUCGCCAGACCCAGUGUUGAAUCCUCUUUAUAGAAUUCUGCAGAAUCUUAUCAAGCAACCUAAUAACAGAAGCAGAUUUUGGCGAGUAAUUCAGGUUCCGUGGAGUAUACUAGAAUCAAGGCAAAAAUUCCCACGUGCUAAAGCUCCGGAGAUUAACGAUAAUGGUUGUGGGUAGAAAGAUCUCGAUGAACCGACCCAAAGACAAGGAGGACUGGGACACAUCGCAAUGUAACAUUCUGCACUGUAUUAUCCACAGCUUGUAGUCUCUUUUCUCUAUUACUGGGGAUGGGUGAACAUACUUUUCGAACAAUUUUGUAUUGCAUUUCGAAAUCAAAAGGGACGAGACGAUGAAGGACGAUGAAUUGCUGCGGCGCGUUUGCAGGGUCGAGAAUGCUGCAGUCGUUUGCUGGUUGUGCGGCAGCACUCGUGACCGAGUGGUCACCCCCUCUCCCACCCGCAAACACCAACCUUCUGGUGACGACAGCUUCUACAAAGCGCCAUGCGAUGCAAAAAAGCGAAGCAACAACGCAAAACAAUCACGUCGAAGAAGACUCUGUAUAUUGUCAAGGACAAGUCGCGUAUCCAAGGCCUGCGGGCACCAAAAUAUAUCCUUGCGCAGGUAUUCGCUGAGGAAAAGCAGACAAGAAGUCAGAGACAGGCGCAGGUUCGACGCAAAGAUGGCACCGCUACAGACAGCUUUCUCAAGGCCAUUCAGGCGCAAUUUCCGAAGAUCCCGGCUCCUGAGGCAGAAAUAGUAGCCAGCAAAGCGACAAAGAAACGUAGCGGACGCGUUGGGAGAACAGGCACGCUUGAUAUGGACACAAAAGUUCGCCUAGCAGUUGCUGCUCACAUACGACACUGCCACACCGGCUAUGAUGUGAUGAUGGAGCGUGGAGACACGCGGGAAGAAUCUAGAGCAGCAGUGCAGCAGACCAUUUUGGAUAAGCUGAACGAAUGGCGAGGGAAGGCGAAUUUUACAGCACAGAAAGAUCAAAGGAACAGAACUUCACGCCUGUCAAAAAGUACUGGACGGACAACGACGACACGAAUAAAGACUCGAGCAGCUGGGUACCAGGACAGGCAACCAUCACCAGAAGUCAUUUCCUUGCUAAGCAGCGAUGAAUCCGAAGCCAAAAGCCCGGAACGAUUGGACUUGGAUACUCUAUCAGACUUUUUCGCCACGGAUGACGAAGACGAAGACGAAGUUGACGACGAAGGAACAGGAAGCGAUGUUAUGUUGGACUCACUCUGA
Messenger RNA from [Torrubiella] hemipterigena, 1866 nucleotides. NCBI's taxonomy places the organism in Eukaryota, Fungi, Ascomycota, Sordariomycetes, Hypocreales, Clavicipitaceae. The record is from the annotation of a GenBank genome assembly.